Molecule: messenger RNA, 6514 nt
Organism: Thrips palmi
Lineage: Eukaryota; Metazoa; Arthropoda; Insecta; Thysanoptera; Thripidae
Product: mucin-2
Exons: 12
Molecular function (GO): serine-type endopeptidase inhibitor activity
Source: RefSeq, a predicted model, not a curated record
GCUGAGACGUCCCCGGGCGCUGCGACCACCACGAGCACUGCAGCGGAAGAACCCAGGAGAAUCCUCGGCUCCAGCGUGGUCACGUCCGUGUCCGUCCUCGCCGACCCAGCCAGCACGGCCAGCAACGCCAGCACGGUCAGCACGUCCAGCACGGCCAGCAUGGCCACCACCGCCACCAGGACGUACGCCGCCGAGGCGCCGGCCAGGGCGCAGCAGGGCGUCAAGAAGCGGCCGCAGAAGCCGCAGUCCCCGCAGGCGGCCCAGGCAGCCACCGUGGGCAGCCCCGCCGGACUCAUGUCGCCCGACAGGUACGAGUUCUACACGUUCGACGAGACAGGCGACCUGGUGCGUCGCCACAUGACGCUCGACGAGAUCAAGAGCCUGCUGGCGGGCGGCGACGGCGACCUGGGCGACACGCCCAUCGCCACGUUCUACCACGGCCCCGUGCCCGCCCCCGCCACCAUGCACGCGCCGGUGCAGCCCAACCACCACGGCGUCAUGGCCGGCCUGGAGGACCCGGAGGACGCGCUGGAGGACGCCGUCAAGGGCGUGCAGGACGUGGUCAACAACGUGCAGAACGUGCUCAAGAGCCAGCUGGCGGCCAGCAAGAACAAGCUGCCCGCGUACAUCCGGCCGCCGCCCGGCUCCGGCGCGCCGUCCCCGAGCGAGGCCGCCGCCACGUGGGGCAUGAUCCUGCCCGGCAUCAUGGACGGCGGGCUGCCGCCCAGGCCCGCCAGCAGGCCGUCAAGCAGGCCCACCGCCACAACGUCGACCCCAGCGCCCACCACGCCGCCCACCACGUCCCCCACCAUUAGGCCGGCGGCGCAGACCGCCACCAAGGGACCCACCAGCAAGCCGUCCAUCCACACCACCCUGGCCAAGAAGCCCGCCAAGAAGCCUGCCACCACGGCGGCUCCAGCGGCCUCCAAGGAGGAGCCGGUGAGGUUCACUCCGCCGCCGAACGGGCCCACCACCACGGAGCAGGACGUCGUGGACACAUUGUACACCCUGGUCAGCUCGUCACCCACCGGCGGGCUCAAGCACACCGCGUCCAACAACGCGACGUCCCAGCGGCCGACGCGCCCCACGCGCCCCACCACGCCCAACCGCGCCAAGCCCACCAAGAACCCCAACAAGACGGCCGCCAAGCCCACCGCCUCCAAGCCUGUCCCGACCAAGGCCGGCACCCGGCCCCCCAAGCCCUCGGCCUUCACGAAGACCACCGCCAGGCCCUUCAAGCCGGCCCUGCAAGAGGCCGUGCAGCAGCGGCACCCGGCAGUCACGCAGCAGCAGGCGGAGUCCAUGGUACAGAUCGUGACGAUCCAGCGGCCCGCCACCACCACCACCACCAUGGCGCCCUUCGUCACCUUCAUCCCCACGGAGGUGCCGGCCACCACGCCAUCACCCACGCCGCCACCACCGUCCCGCCGCCCGCCCGCCAUCAGCUACACGUACAGGGUGACCUCGACGGAAACCCCCGCGCCCACCGAGACCGUCUCUUCGGCGGACUUGGACAUGGACAGCAGGACGACGGACGACGAGGAGGACGCGUCAACCACUACGGCCUCGGCCACGAGCUCGCCCAGCAGCACGGUGGCGUCGUCCGGGACGUCGGCCUCCAGGUGGGGCUCGACGACCUCCUCCGGGACCUCGGCUUCCAGCGCGGCCUCCACCACAGCCACCUUCGGGACAUCGGCCCUGACGUCCGUGUCUACGGCGCUGCCAGUGACGGUGUCAACCGCAGUGCCGACGACCUUGCCCACUGCCUUGCCCACGUCCUUGCCUACAGCCUUGCCCACGUCCUUGCCCACGUCCUUGCCUACGUCCUUGCCUACGGCAUUGCCUACGGCAUUACCUACGGCAUUGCCUACGUCUUUGCCUACCUCUUUGCCUACGGCCUUGCCCACGUCUUUGCAUCCGGCCUUGCCCACGGCUUUGCCCACGGUUUGGACCACUUCACCCGCAAGGACUACAACUGGGCAGCCUCCAACGAAAAUCACAACCAUGUUGACCACCAUGGACGACGAGGACACGUCCGCAACGUCGGCGGACUUGAGCACAACGGACGCAGCCCCGGCGCCACCCCCAGCGCCAGCACCGGCCCCGGCGCCAGCGCCGCAAGCAGUGUCGGCGCCAGUAAGGUACACCGAGAUGCUGACCCGCGUCCCGGCCUCGGCCCUGGUGACGAAACGCGUCCCGGAGGACGAAGAGCAGGCCUCCACCGCGGCCAGCACCUUCCCGACGACGGAGCGCGCCACGGACGCGGUGGAAGAGGCGGAAACCUUGACGACGACGUCCAGCAGGCCGGUGGAGGCCGUGACGGCCUCGGACGAGGCGAACGAGGCCUCCGAGGAGAGCAGCAGCACGGAACAAGUGUCCAGCGAAAGUGCCGAGGCCGAAGGGGCCGAGGCCACCACCAAGCUGUACCUCAAGAUCUCGAGCUCGGAGACGGGCAUGCUGUACUCGACGGCCAGCACGACGGAGGCCGCCGAGGCAGAGGCCGUGACCUCGACGACGGAGGCUGAGACCCGGCCGUCGGCCACCUCGUGGGAGACGGUGACGGACCAGUCGGCUGCCAGCACCGAACAGCGAGCCACGACGGUGUCCGUCCGCGACGCCGUCACGGCCUCGGCCUCCAGCGAGGAGCCGGAGUCGAGGACAGAGUCCGCGGAGCUGGACACAACCUCGGCAGACUCGCUGAGCACGACGCCGUCCUCGGCAGCUCCCACGGUGACACCAACCUCCACGGAGACGGCCUCGACCACCACGAGUCAGACCAGACCCACGUCCACUGCCUCUUCGCCCGAAUCACCCACCGCCGAGCUCAGCCUGGAGAGCAGCAACAUCCAGACCAGCAAAGUGAACGCGCCUGCGUCCAGCCUGUCCAGCCUCAGGCUGGCCUCCACCACGACCUCGGCCCCCGUCGACGUGGACGCCAACAAGGUGGACGUGGAGACAGCCAGCAGCUCGGCGCCGCUGUCGCAGCCCUUGUGGACGCGCGUGCCCGUGGUCAGCUCGGCGGAGGAGGCCUCGGCCUCGGCCGUGGCCGACGAGGCCGUGAAGCACGUCGGCGUGUACCACUCGCCGUCCGCCGUCGAGCUGCACGCCGCGCCGCACGAGCACUUGGGCCUGGAGGCCGCCACCGCCAACCUGGACCCGGACGUCAAGAGCUUCGUCAGCCUCUGCAACGACCUGGCCUUCCAGAUGUGGAUGGCGGUGAAGGAGAAAUCCGCCAGCACCACGACGCGCAGCCUGGUCAUGUCCCCGUUCGCCGCCACGUCCACGCUCGCCAUGGUGUUCCUGGGCGCGCGCGGCCCCACGUCCGGCCAGAUGAACGACGUGCUGCGCCUGGACGACAUGGUGUCCUUCAACCCCCACCAGGUGCUGUGGAACGUCACCGAGUCCCUCGUCCACGCCAAGAACGCCGGCGUCGCCACGGCGGCCCUGGUCCGCGAGCUGUACAGCGACAAGAAUAAAGGCAAGCUCCUGGAGUUCUACAAGGAGCGCGCCACGCAGUUCUACGACGGCCACGUCGAGGAGAUCACCUUCCGCAACAGCGGCGACCUGGUGCGGCGCAAGACCAACCUCCUCGUGAAGCGGCAGACGCGCGGCCGCGUGCAGGAGUACAUGCGCGGCGCCAGCCUCUCCCUGCGGCCGCCACUGGCCGCCUUCGGGGCCAACAUCUUCGAGACGGACUGCACCGGCGCGUCCACGGAGGGCCGCGACGGCGAGAUGCACUUCGUGGUGGUGCCGUCGAGCCGGCAGCGCCGCCUGGUCCCCGUCCCCGCCGUCGUGUGGCGCUCCGGCUUCCUGGCGGGCUACGACCCCGCCCUGGACGCCACCGCCGUGGCCCUGGGCGCCGCCGAAGCCCCGUUCAGCACGGUGCUGGUGCUGCCCGGCCAGCAGGGCCACGUCGCCCCCGGGGACGGCCUGUCGCGCCUGGAGCAGCGCCUGCUGGAGUCCAGGGGGCCCGGCGCGCGGUGGGCGCGGCUGCUGCGCACGCUGCUGCCCAGGCCGGGCCUCGAACUGCAGAUUCCCCGCUUCAGCCACCGCUCCGUGCUCAACAUGAGCGAGGCCCUGCAGCGCAUGGGCUUGGACGAGCUGUUCUCCUCGGAGCACGCCGACCUGCGCGGACUCAACGGGGUGGCCAACGACUUGCACCUGUCCGACGUGGUCCAGCUCAACACGUUCAGCACGUGCGGCGAGCGGGCGGUGGACUCGCGGCACCACGUCGAGUUCUUCCCCACGUCCCCGUUGGCGUCGCCGGGGCGGCGCGCGGCCCGCGGACGCCGGCUGCGGCCCCGAGUGUCCGAGAGCGACGACCCCAGCAUCGAGCUGCACCCGGACAACGUCGGCAAGGACAGGGACUCCUACUACGCGCGGCUGGGCGACGCGCUGGAGGCGGCGGAGGCGCGCGGCUCGACGGGCCUCACGUCGUCCGAGGAGGUCUCCGCGUCCGAGGACGGCUCGUCGUCGGCGACCUCGGCCAGCAGCUCGGCCAGCAGGGAGUCGAGGACGUUCCAGCGCAUCGCGGACUUCGAGGACCCCGACCUGAUGAAGGUGCCGCUGGCGCUGCGGCCGCGGCAGGCCCGCAUCCCGGAGGCGGCCCGGCUGCGCUUCGACCGGCCCUUCCUGUUCUUCGUGAGGCACAACCCCACCGGGGUGCUGCUGCACAUGGGCAGGUUCAACCCCCGGCUGCUGCCGUAACGAACCUCGCUCCCCGAGAGGGGGUGAGGUGGGCAGCAGCGGCUGUGCAUUCCUCGGCGUCACCCUGGGACUUCCCUGCGAUCUCGCCUGAGAGCCAUGCGUCGAGCAGAGAUCUGAAAAGUUGUAGAGGCGGUUCGCACGGCAGACACAAAAGUCUCAAGAAACGUGAUUGUCCUUUUUUUUUUUGUUUUAUGUCUUAUCUUGUCCCGCGCCAACUUGACUAGUUCGACAAAGGGACGUCUUUGUCUUGAUCAUUUUGAUGCUGCCGUGCAUUUUCCCGCAUGAGACUGUCGCGAAUAAAGCUCUUUUUUUAGGUUUUUUUUUACGCAGACGUAGCCAGUUUUGCGCUAUGCAUACUUUUGAACUGUGAUUACCCACGUCCUCAUCGCUUGAGGCUACGUCUUUUGUCUCGGUGCUUGCGUGCACCGGUUCCUAUGUACAAAAAAAAUUAAGAUAAAUCUUAAAUGAGAGCGGAUGAUACAAAAUUUCGAAGGUUCUACUUUUGAUUCUCCGAACCUCUGUCGUCAUGUUUUUGUGUCCAAAGAUUUAAAUCGUUAAUACGCCAGAAAUGGACGAACUUUCUUUACUUUUUUACUCAGGUAGGAUUUCGUUCGGCACAAAAUUUUGGUUCUUCUGCGGCAAGUAACUCGGUUCCCUUCGCUGCCAGCCAGACAUUCGUACUCUGCCACUCCUUUUCCCUUAUGCUAAUGGAUGCGCGCUGUGUUUCUGGAUUAGAACGAGUUAAGGCCUUUUGACACUUCAAAGUGUCUCAGUGUAAAUCUUUGGAUGGUUUUGGUAUCAUCUGCUAAAAAAAUUCUCCACCUUAUUGUGGUUGUGGUUAGAUUUUGAUCGAUUUUGUUCGAGACACGGCAAGUCGCACGGUUUUGCCACCAUGUAACUUAGAGGGCUUUAAUGCGCUUCGAAGAAAGUACCAGAGUCGCAUCAUCUGCGUCUGCUUGGCUCUCAUCUCUUAUUCUUCUAAAAGAUAGGACAAGCACUUGUGUCUAGAACGAAAUUCUGUAUCAAAUAGGUAUUUCUUGGUAUUCGACGGUGACCAAAAUGGAACAAAUAACUUAUGGUCUAAAUUGUUAUUUUAAUUAUAUUGCUAUCGUUAUCUCUCAAGUGUAAUUAAUUUUUAUGUUGAGUUUAAUUGUAAGAGACCACUCUCGCGGUCGCCACUUUUUAAAAUAAUAUUGUAUAGUUGACGAUUUUUGAACCAAAGGAACAGCGCAACCAUUAAGAUUAUGUGGAUUGUGAAACGUAUGGAUUUUUUGUGUAGUGCUUUUUAUUUCUACUUCCAUGAUAUUCAUGAUUUUGUAUUGUAUAUACUGCUGUAGCACUUAUACUACUUGAUGAAAAAGAGAAAAUAUAUAGAACGAGAAUGGAACGUGGACUGUUCCAUCACCCUCCUGCCCCUUGCAGACACCAUGUUUUUAACGUUUUGGGCCAAAAAUUUAAAAUGGCCCAAAUUGGCAUAUGUAGUGCUCCUCAUGACUCCCUUAUGAAUCUUGACGCUAUUUCGAGGACCACUUCGACCCUAAACAGUCUUUAUAUAGCGUAAAACUGGAAUGAUUUGAGCCGUGCGCCAAUCAGGUAGGCAACCCAUCGUGCACAACCUGUUCGCCGCACGAGAGCUGUUUUAGCGUCACGGGAAGAAUCGUUUUUUUUUGUCGCCAUUGUUACGUCGUGCCGGGAAGGUAGAUCCAGCAUGCCCGACGUCUGCUGUCCUCUGCAGUACGGCAGGACCAUGGAGCCGAAGGGGAGCCCGGACUCCGUGAAGGAUCUUCAACUUUGAGUCAGAAUAAAA